This is a messenger RNA of Ceratosolen solmsi marchali, 586 nucleotides long. RefSeq lists its product as uncharacterized. Gene Ontology annotation, molecular function: protein kinase binding. Gene Ontology annotation, biological process: cell-cell adhesion; receptor clustering; embryo development. Lineage: Eukaryota; Metazoa; Arthropoda; Insecta; Hymenoptera; Agaonidae. Gene Ontology annotation, cellular component: basolateral plasma membrane; adherens junction; postsynaptic membrane. The record is from RefSeq and is a predicted model, not a curated record. The transcript has 4 exons. Bases 39 to 551 code for a protein of 170 amino acids.
UUUCAUAGAUCCAAAAAUUUCGACGUACAAAUCGAUCGAUGUUGCAACGAACUUCAGAAGAAGCGUAUUAUACGCCGUGUAUAUCACUACGGUGUGUCAUACUUAAAUUUGUAAACUAUGUAUCGGUUGUGCGUGUAAGCAGUGACUCAGGCUACCUUACGUACCUCUACAUCUACCUUCACUGGCCCCAGUUACCACAGCACCAGGCUGGCACAGCGAUGGAAUGUCUUAGUAUUCCAAUUACGCUUCAUAAAGAGACGGAAAUAAAUACAAAUGGUGAGGAAGUAAUGAAGUGUGGUUUCAAAAUAGGAGGUGGUAUUGAUCAAGAUUACAAAAAAAGUCCUCAAGGUUACACAGACAAUGGAAUAUAUGUUACAGAAGUACAUGAAGGAUCUCCAGCAGCAAAAAGUGGUUUAAGAAUGCACGAUAAGAUAUUACAAUGCAAUGGCUAUGAUUUUACAAUGGUGACUCAUAAAAAAGCAGUUGGAUAUAUUAGAAAACAUCCAGUAUUGAAUCUUUUAGUAGCUCGCAAAGGAGUGACAAGUACUUAAAAUAAAUGCUAAGAAAGAUGUGCUAUUUUUAUUAA